Oryctolagus cuniculus (rabbit) is the source of this 4536-nucleotide messenger RNA. The record is from RefSeq and is a predicted model, not a curated record. NCBI's taxonomy places the organism in Eukaryota, Metazoa, Chordata, Mammalia, Lagomorpha, Leporidae.
CCAUGUGUGGCCCUGCACGGCCACCCCCAACGUCUGCCCCUCUACUGCAGCCGCCGGGCACCCUCCAGAGCCACUCCACCCCCCCAUGCCUCACCCUUGUCCUGCUUUGUUUCCAUUUUUACUGGAGUGUCCAGUUGGAAUGGAUGGGUGGACAUGCAAAUUCCUCCCCUUGUGGGUUGCCUCAUCAGCAAGCAAAGGAAGGGUUGGGGUGUGAAGCCAUCGUUGUCCAGGUAGGGAUGAGGUGUGAAGCCAUCAUUGUCCAGGUAGGGAUGAGGUGUGAAGCCAUCAUUGUCCAGGUAGGGAUGAGGUGUGACAUCAUCGGUCUCCAGGUAGGGAUGAGGUGUGAAGCCAUCGUUGUCCAGGUAGGGAUGAGGUGUGAAGCCAUCAUUGUCCAGGUAGGGAUGAGGUGUGAAGCCAUCAUUGUCCAGGUAGGGAUGAGGUGUGACAUCAUCGGUCUCCAGGUAGGGAUGAGGUGUGAAGCCAUCGUUGUCCAGGUAGGGAUGAGGUGUGAAGCCAUCAUUGUCCAGGUAGGGAUGAGGUGUGAAGCCAUCAUUGUCCAGGUAGGGAUGAGGUGUGACAUCAUCGGUCUCCAGGAAGGGAUGGGGUGUGAAGCCAUUGUUGUCCAGGUAGGGUUGAGGUGUGAAGCCAUCAUGGUCCAGGUAGGGAUAGGGUGUGAAGCCAUCGUUGUCCAGGUAGGGAUGAGGUGUGAAGCCAUCAUUGUCCAGGUAGGGUUGAGGUGUGAAGCCAUCGUUGUCCAGGUGGGGAUGGGGUGUGAAGCCGUCGUUGUCCAGGGAGGGAUGGGGUGUGAAGCCAUCAUUGUCCAGGGAGGGAUGGGGUGUGAAGCCAUCGUUGUCCAAGUAGGGUUGAGGUGUGAAGCCAUCGUUGUCCAGGUAGGGUUGAUGUGUGAAGCCAUUGUUGUCCAGGUAGGGAUGAGGUGUGACGUCAUCGGUCUCCAGGAAGGGAUGGGGUGUGAUGUCAUCAUUGUCCAGGUAGGGUUGAGGUGUGAAGCCAUCGUUGUCCAGGUGGGGAUGGGAUGUGAAGCCGUCGUUGUCCAGGGAGGGAUGGGGUGUGAAGCCAUCAUUGUCCAGGUAGGGAUGGGGUGUGAAGCCAUUGUUGUCCAAGUAGGGAUGAGGUAUGAAGCCAUCAUUGUCCAGGUGGAGAUGGGGUUUGAAGCCAUCAUUGUCCAGGGAGGGAUUGUUCAGGUAGGGUUGAGGUGUGAAGCCAUCGUUGUCCAGGGAGGGGUGAGGUGUGACAUCAUCGGUCUCCAGGAAGCCGCAGGUCUGUGCAUGCAAGUGAGAGGUCUGGGGGCUCCUGUUAUGUACCUGGGAAAGGAGACCUGCAGAAGCUGCAGGGGGCACAGACCACAUGGCUGUCCCUGGGCCUGUGGGAGCCCACGCUGUGGUUGCAGAUGUCCUGGCACAGCCCUGAAGUCACGGAGAAAUGCUUCUAGCAUACCAAGUGCAGGGCUCACGUGACUCCCCAGCCCCCAGCCUCGUGGAUCCUUGCAGUCUGAACGUCUCUCUGACCCACCAGCGUCUGCCAUCUGCUGCUGCCUUUGCCCCUGGAGCGGUUCCUGAAUGAGCAGUGGAUUCUGCACAUGUUGGCUUCUCAGGUCAGCUCGCCCCUUGCAACAUGUGACUCCAGGAUGGCUCGAGGCAGUGAUAGCUCCUAGCAGUGGCGGGGACAAGAGUGGCACCGUCGCUCUGUGACUUGAGGACGAGAAGCUGCAGGGCCAGGGCAUCGCCUGGACAAGGCCAGGUAUCCCCCACGGCAGACACACAGGUCAGGCAGAGCCUCCUGCCGGGGAAGAGCAAACAGGGAGCUGAGACGGAGGGCGGUGGAUCAUCCACACCGCCGAGACCAGCAGCCCUCUGAGGGCAUCCCAUUUCAUCAGUGCCGUCCCAGCCUGGUCGGCAGGCUGCACAGAAGCCCCCCUCCCACCUCGCACUGUCCAACAGCCUCGAGGCUCCAGCUCCACCCCCAGGCCUUCUCCCGUCAGAGCUGCUGUGCGGCUCCACCUUGAACGCCUGCUGCAUCCCCACCGUCGGUUUCCGCAGCAGAGCCCACGGCCAGCUGGGAUCAGUGACGUCAGUCUCCGGGGCGUUGUGUUCCUGUUUCUUGUAUCAUGUUCUCCUGCUCUGCGAGGUCGUAUUUGGCUGAUGUACUUACCUAGCAGAACGUGUCAUUUAAAAACAUGGACAGGUGCAAUUGAACUUAAAUUCCAGUCUUUUAGGCCUGAACUGAAACAGUACCCAGUGCUCCUGCUUUCUUGGCCCUGGUAGGAUUUGUAGAUGGGGAAGUCACACAGCCAUUGAGCACUUGCUUGAAAGAGCUAGAAAACGCGCCACACCUUCAGGAACCUAGUUUAACAGCUGUAGGAAUACCUAACCAGUUAUGACUACACGCGGUUUACUUCAGCUGUCGCGCAAGGCUUGAUACCACAAUGUGGUCUUUUUCUGGACUUGGGGUUUUGGGGUGUUGUUGUUGUUCAAUCUUUCUUUCAAUUAUCUUAAUAUAUGCAGUCAAAACCAAGCGUAUUGCUUGGAUUCCAUAACUGGUCUGAGUUCUCACCAUCAGUGCCACUCCUUCCUCGUUCCAUGGGAGAAAAGGCAGGCGAGCUGGGCCCUGUGUUCAGCUGCACCGUGUUGAGCUGUGUCUUGCAGCUACACCCAGUCGGGAAGAAAGUGUUUCAGACAGAUUUGGUUCAACUUUCUGAAAAGGUUAAUGUAAAAGUUCCUAUUUAUAACUAGUCUUUGAUUCUAGUCGGCUGUUGAGAUGCCAGUUAAACAGUGUUGCCUGCCCUGGCAAGCAGUGGAAGGCACAGGGCUCACCGGGAUGCUCCCUGCUGGGGGAGGGGCUCUGCAGAGCCUGGGACCCGCCUGGGCUGCCUCCCGCGGGGGGCAGGGCUCACUCAGUAAUUUCCAGGCCCACAACUGCUUCCAGGAGGGAAGGAAGGGAGCCGACCAGAACUGGCUUUGGUCAGAGCAGCUCACAGAACAGUCUGGAUCAAAGGGAGGGGAGACAGGCUCCGCCUCUGUGUGGGGCGCACAGCACACUAGCAGGGAGGAAUGGGAUGGACGGUACCCAGCUUGUGGCUAAGCACCGCCCUUAGAGGUUACGGCCGAGCGGGUGACCACAGGCAGCCCCGGGCCUGCGGAGGGGCUGGCAGCGUGCUGGAGCAGAGAUGUGACUUUCUGCACUUGCACUGUUUUAGGUAUUUCAGAUCAAAAAGUGAAGCGAAAAGGAACCUGCAGGUGGAGCUUUCUCAGGUACAGCACUCCUUAGUGGAGACGCUGCAGAGGUCUGAGAGCAGAACCGACAGGAACCCCUCCUUGUGACUGUGCCGCCACCCUGCUCGGCCCCGGGUUCCAUCCCCAUUCUCCUGUUACUGCGCUCCUGCCGCUGUUCUGCUUCCGGUGCCUGGGCCUGGGCCUCGGUCACCCUGCUCUGGCCCUGCAGCCCCGCACGCUGCCUUGCCCACUUCAGCUCCUUGACCCCUCCUUGAGAAGCAGCUCCCAGCUGUGGGUGUGUGACCCGCUCUUGACCUUGAGGGCCCCCGUCCAUUUGUUACAGACAAGGAAGAGGAGACUGCAGCGUGAUUGUGUUCAAUCUUGCCAGACCUUCACCUUCGGCUUCCAUCUGAUAGGCAGGGACCUGUCCCCACACCGCUCUCACUUUGUGCAGGUGACUCUGCCGUGUGGGCUCAGACCCACUCUGGGAGCCGGGCCAGGCAGGAGCGUUGUCUAUGGGAAUCCUCUGCAGGGGCACAGCUUCCUUCUCCCGACACGUCCCCGUUCUGUCUCCUGUCCUCGGUUUAGUCAACAGAUGGGUUCCAAGUCUGGCAGAUGCUAUGUGUAAUCCUAGCACCAAGAAUCCGGGACAAGUCUUGUCCCUGUGCUCAGGGUCCCAUCUGGAAGGAGACAGGCCUACACAGGAGGUGGGGUGCAGGAGCUCCCCACAGGCACAGCAGGCCUAGCAGGCCAGGGCUGCAUAGGGGAGAUGCUGGGGCCCAGGGCCAGGGUGUGAGUGGAGAAGUAGACAAGAGGUGUUCAGAAGAGACCGUCCAUCCUUUGCAGGGACUGUGCUAAACAUGGCAGACUCCAAAACUGAGCAAGCAUCAGCUUACGUAGUAGGUUGCAGGGCAGUGGGCAGUAAAUGGACAGGUAGAGGGGAGUGUGGUGAUGGAGGGGCUCUGAUAAAGCCAGCCGGGCAGGCUGAGGGGUCGAGUCAGGGGGCAAGCUUUUCUAGGUGCUUAACACGUUUCAAAAUGAGGCCCUUGCCUGGAGAAAGGUGUGCAGCAGGUGGGUGAGCCCUCUGCCCUCCAGGCUGUGGGGUCACACCUGGGUUCCUACAGGGCCGCCUGGUACCAGUGAGCGGCUGCCCCCAAAGGGCGUCCCACACGGGUGUGCUCUCUGCCACCGGCCCCCCGCCCCUCCGUGUCUCAGGUCAGUGUCGGUCCUAACCAACACUUUGUUUUCUCUAGGUUUAUUUAUGAAACAGAGCAUCACAAUGGCAUAGCAGAAUUACUGGAAAUAC